UGAGAAAAGGAAGCGAGGAGAUUGGAUAACACAGAGACACAUCCACUCCCUCCCGUCGUCAAUGACCAAACCCUAAAUUCUAUUUCCUCUGCCCGCUUCUUCUUCUUCUUGUGAAAGCCAUUUGCUUUCGAGCCUCUCGAUGCCCGAAUCUGGGACCUCGGUACUGCUCCCGAGCUCCACCCUCUCUCUCUCUUGCUUCUCAAUCUGCCGUGCACUAUCCGUAUUUUCGUUGCGGGAGAAGCCAUUGAUGUGAAGCUUAGAUAACUUGUUAAUCCUUUUGUGUUUCUCUCCCUUCCAUAGCCGCUGGGGGUAAUUUAGGUAUUUAUUUUUAUUCUCCGGAUCGGAUCUUGACAUCUUGUCCAAGCUUGUGCCCUCCCCACUCUGGGUUGGUUGGUCUCUACUCUUGAUUUGAAUGUUGUUAGAAGAGUUUUUCUUUUUGUUUUUCUCGUUGACAUUAGGUGUGGAAAAAACAGAUCUUUCGAGACGUUCUGGCCUUGAGAUGAGAUCUCCUAAUGUGGGUUUAUUAGGGUUCUUGAAAAGUCAGCAACUUUGAAUAUUAAAUCCGUUAACAGAGACUGCGUUAAUAAUAGCUAGAAAUCCAGAGCCAUGUCGUUCAAGAGUCUAAUUCAGGACAUGAGAGGAGAGCUGGGGAGUAUUUCUAGAAAGGGAUUCGAUGUCAGAUUCGGCUAUGGGAGAUCCAGGUCUCAACGUGUUGUUCAGGAUACUUCUGUUCCUAUUGAUGCUUUCAAGCAGAGCUGCUGGGCUAGUAUGCCUCCGGAGCUUCUCAGGGAUGUCCUCAUGAGGAUUGAGCUUUCCGAAGAUACUUGGCCCUCUCGGAAGAAUGUUGUUUCUUGCGCAGGUGUCUGCAGGAACUGGCGAGAGAUCGUCAAGGAGAUCGUCAAGGUUCCUGAGGUUUCUUCCAAAUUGACUUUUCCCAUCUCCCUGAAACAGCCUGGUCCAAGAGGAUCACUUGUUCAAUGCUAUAUUAUGAGAAACCGCAGCAAUCAAACUUACUAUCUAUACCUCGGGUUAAACCAAGCAGCUUCAAAUGAUGAUGGAAAGUUCCUUCUUGCUGCCAAGAGGUUUCGGAGGCCUACUUGCACUGACUACAUCAUCUCCUUAAACUCCGAUGAUGUCUCGAGAGGAAGCAAUACCUAUAUCGGAAAGCUAAGAUCUAACUUUCUGGGAACCAAGUUCACUGUCUAUGAUGCUCAGCCGACGAAUCCUGGAGCUCAAGUUACCAGAACCCGUUCAAGCAGACUUCUCAGUUUGAAACAAGUGAGCCCAAGAAUUCCAUCUGGCAACUUCCCUGUAGCACAUAUCUCAUAUGAGCUUAACGUCUUGGGUUCCAGAGGACCGAGGAGGAUGCAGUGUGUCAUGGAUGCCAUCCCUGCGUCUGCAGUAGAACCUGGAGGAACAGCUCCAACUCAGACGGAACUUGUCCAUAGCAAUCUUGAUAGUUUCCCCUCUUUCUCCUUCUUCAGGUCGAAAUCAAUUCGUGCAGAGAGUCUCUCUUCUGGUCCAUCGUCUGCUGCUCAGAAGGAAGGACUGCUUGUCCUGAAGAACAAAGCGCCUAGAUGGCACGAACAGCUCCAGUGCUGGUGCCUCAACUUCAAUGGGAGAGUCACUGUUGCGUCCGUAAAAAACUUUCAGCUUGUAGCUGCUCCUUUGAAUGGACCUGCAGGACCUGAGCAUGAAAACGUGAUUCUCCAGUUCGGGAAAGUCGGUAAAGAUGUGUUCACAAUGGACUAUCAGUACCCUAUCUCUGCCUUCCAGGCCUUCACCAUUUGCCUUAGCAGUUUCGACACCAAGAUAGCAUGUGAAUGAUUUCAACAACCCGGGUUAACUCUGUGUUUAUUUAGUUGUAUCAUGUUGAAAGAGAAGACUGGUGUGGCCUCGUCUUAGAAGUGUGUGUACAUAGUUUCAAAAGUCUUGGCAAGUCCAUACAAAGAGAGAGUCAAAAAUCGAAGACAGUAGAUUGUGUUUGUUGUUGUUGCGUUGUGUUGUUUGUUAGCGAUUGUAGUUCCAGACUAUGAUAUAAUUUCUCUGAUAAUUAAAUUGAUCAUUUCUUUUUGA
Molecule: messenger RNA, 2076 nt
Organism: Capsella rubella
Lineage: Eukaryota; Viridiplantae; Streptophyta; Magnoliopsida; Brassicales; Brassicaceae
Product: tubby-like F-box protein 3
Exons: 5
Coding region: 607-1827 (406 amino acids)
Molecular function (GO): protein binding
Source: RefSeq, a predicted model, not a curated record